AUGCUCCUUGCUCAAUAUGUUGCCACGAGCAUAACGAUAGUCACCACCGACGGACGAAUCUUCCAAGGCGUUAUUCUGGGCUUCGAUCAAACCUCCAACAUAAUUCUGGAGAAGUGCCAUGAGAAAAUACUCAAGGAAGACUCCACGGACAGCAUAUCGUUAGGCACCACUGUCAUUCGCGGCGACAACGUGUAA
Molecule: messenger RNA, 195 nt
Organism: Gregarina niphandrodes
Lineage: Eukaryota; Apicomplexa; Conoidasida; Eugregarinorida; Gregarinidae
Product: U6 snRNA-associated Sm-like protein LSm8
Exons: 2
Coding region: 1-195 (64 amino acids)
Biological process (GO): mRNA splicing, via spliceosome
Cellular component (GO): U4/U6 x U5 tri-snRNP complex; U6 snRNP; precatalytic spliceosome
Molecular function (GO): RNA binding
Source: RefSeq, a predicted model, not a curated record